AUGGGUGCCGAACACGCCGUCGCAUCUCCCUUCACCCUCGCCUCGUCCGUCAAGCUCCGCAAUGGCGCUCAGAUGCCCCGCCUGGGCUUUGGCGUCUUCCAGUCGACCAACGCAAAGGCUUCCACUGCCCACGCACUCGCGAUGGGCUACCGCCACAUCGACUCUGCGCGCUACUACCACAACGAAGAGGAAGUCUGCGCCGCGGUGCAGAAGUUCUCGGGCGGGAACUUGCCGAACGAAGGGACGGGCAAGGUUUGGCUCACGACAAAGGUGAUGGGCCAGGAGCACGGGACGGACAAGACCAACAGGGCGGUUGAUGAGAGUGUUGCGAUCGCCAAGAAGUAUGGGUUGACUUGGGACCUCUUCCUCCUCCACGACCCGACGGCCGGCAAGCAGAAGCGUCUCGAGGCAUGGAAGGUGCUCAUCGAGAAGCGCGACCAGGGAUUGAUCAAGUCCAUCGGCGUCUCCAACUUUGGCGUCAAUCACCUCGAGCAAAUCAAAGAAGCGGGACUCGAGACGCCCGAAGUCAACCAAAUCGAGCUCCACCCCUUCCUCCAGCAACGCGACAUCGUCGAAUACUGCGAAAAGGAAGGGAUCGUCGUCGAAGCCUACUGCCCAAUCCUCCGCGGCAAACGCUUCGACGACCCUACCCUCGUCGAACUCUCACAGAAACACUCCGUCACGGUCCCACAGAUCCUGAUCCGUUGGAGCUUGCAAAAAGGCUUCGUCCCCCUGCCGAAGAGCGACACACCCGGUCGCAUCCAAGCCAAUGCGGAUUUGUGGGACUUUGAGCUCGAUGAGGCGGACAUGAAGCAGAUGGAGAAGCUCGACGAGGGAUACGCGGUGAGUUGGAACCCGGUGAACGUCGAGUAG
Rhodotorula toruloides NP11 is the source of this 873-nucleotide messenger RNA. Its product is annotated as aldo-keto reductase. The transcript is spliced from 8 exons. The coding region runs from base 1 to 873 and encodes 290 amino acids. The record is from RefSeq and is a predicted model, not a curated record. Gene Ontology annotation, molecular function: oxidoreductase activity. Lineage: Eukaryota; Fungi; Basidiomycota; Microbotryomycetes; Sporidiobolales; Sporidiobolaceae.